Messenger RNA from Torulaspora delbrueckii, 441 nucleotides. RefSeq names its product Mlc1p (gene MLC1). NCBI's taxonomy places the organism in Eukaryota, Fungi, Ascomycota, Saccharomycetes, Saccharomycetales, Saccharomycetaceae. Gene Ontology annotation, biological process: mitotic actomyosin contractile ring assembly. The transcript has a single exon. Gene Ontology annotation, molecular function: calcium ion binding. The record is from RefSeq and is a predicted model, not a curated record. Gene Ontology annotation, cellular component: myosin II complex. The coding region runs from base 1 to 441 and encodes 146 amino acids.
AUGUCUAGCGCAAAGACUAACAAGGAUAUCUUCACUUUGUUCGAUAAGAAGGGCCAGGGAAGUAUUUCAAAACAAUUAUUUGGGGACUACCUGAGGGCUAUCGGUUACAAUCCUACGAACCAAUUGACUGAACAAAUACUGUCACAGAGCAAUGCUUCAGACCAACUUACGCUGGAUGCUAUUAGUGGGAUGAUUAAGGAGAAUGAAGCGGAAUUGAACGCGACUACUACAGCUAAAGUAGAAGAUUUCAUUAAGGCAUUCCAGGUGUUCGACAAAGAAAAUACUGGUAAAGUCUCUGUAGGUGACAUCAGAUACAUGCUGACUUCUCUGGGCGAAAGGUUGUCUGAUGAGGAAGUGGAUGAAUUGUUGAAGGGAGUGGAAGUGGAUAGUGAUGGUGGUGUAGACUAUCGUAAGUUUAUCGAAGAUAUUCUAAGACAAUAG